This is a messenger RNA of Hypoxylon trugodes, 1509 nucleotides long. RefSeq lists its product as uncharacterized. The coding region runs from base 503 to 1450 and encodes 315 amino acids. Lineage: Eukaryota; Fungi; Ascomycota; Sordariomycetes; Xylariales; Hypoxylaceae. The transcript is spliced from 3 exons. The record is from RefSeq and is a predicted model, not a curated record.
AACAAAUUUUUUUUGUUGUUGUACUAGUUAAGUAGUACUAUUAGCGAGUAUAGAAGGAGCCCCCUAUUUCUCAGUUACUACCUAAGGGUUUAGGUAGCUACAGCGCUACAGUUUGCGGGUUAAACUUCUGUUUGGGCAGGGGGUUAAGCAUGUUAAGUUGUUUAAAUCACCACUUGAUUAUUCUACUUCAACACAAUGGAAUAAUCAAUACCUCAUAAUCUUUGCAAACUACUGCGAAAAACAUAGUAUAGAGCUGCCCAAUGCACACCAGGGGCAUUACUAUAAAAAAUCGACUUUUUGUACCUCUACCUUUUUCCUUUCUCCCUCUCACAUACACACACAUCAAUACUCCCACCUUACAACAAGCUCACCACAAGCUCAACAUCCCUUUUCCAGCUUUGGGUCUCUUGUGCUUCUUCAACUUCUGUUUUUCUUUACCUCUUAAUUCUAAUUAUUCAAUUGAUCGCCUUCUCUCAACCUCUUCAACAACAAGAGAUUAAUAAUGGCAACCCAAUUGAAUGCGGAUGGUGCUCGAACACUAAUGGUCACGCUGAGAUAUCAGCCUGGCCUUGGGUUCGAGAGUGUCGCCGAUCUUAACGACUUCGCCGACGUCGACAUCACCAAUCGUUCAGAAAGCUCCAUUCUUUCUGACGCGGGUACCAACAAUGACAGCGAUGUGGAGGAGAUCGGUCGCGGUUCCGGUCGAAACAUAUUCCAUCCAUUCACUCGUCUCCCCGCGGAACUUCAGCGAGUGAUCUGGGAAGAUGUUGCGGCCAGUACAAGACGUAUCGUAACCGUCGACGUCUCCAAUGGUCGCGCAACUAUUAUCGCGGCCGAUGUGUUUAGCCUGCUAGCUGUAAACAGGCAGGCUACAGCACUCCUGGCACGAUCCUACCACCAGAUCCCCAAUGGCUGUCUAUACCCGUACAGCCAGCGAGGAAAUAGGAUGGUGAUGGCUCCGCGGGUGUCCUUUGAACACGACGUCUUCCUAAUUGAGGGUGGAGACGUCGACAUGAUCGUUAACGGCGUGGUAGCGGAUGCUGCGGAACUCAUCAACCUCCGAGGUACCACUAACUCCGGGAUAAUCAGGCCAUUCCGACCGCUACCAAUCGUUUACUCGAUCAGACGAUUCGCAUUUAAUGAUAUCGACCUGCUCUUCCCGGGAGGAAUCGGCGGCACCGCAGGGCUCCAAUUACUGCUUUGGACCCUGGAAGCCGACGAAGUGUACACACGGGAUGUCCAUGGACAGUUGUGGAACCGCAUCGGAUCGGAGGAGAUCGAAGACUUUGACGAGAGACAUCGCCGAUAUUACAGGAGGCGUGAUUGGUGGCUGGACCUCACGUACGAUACGAUUGAGCCUUUUCGAAUAGUAGGCAGAGACGACGAUGCGGAUCUCGUGGAGGCUUGGGUUGACUCAGUCAUCGCCUACAGCAUCUCCAUGGAUACUUGAUUGGGUCUAUUGUCGAAAGGAAUAUAUUCAUACUUGUUUGUCCGUUGCUAGUUGCUUUC